UGUACUGAGUAAGACCAUAUGCUGUAAACAUCUUGUUCUAUUCUUUGACCAUUUAAGUACAAAUCGUUGAAAUACCCAUUAUUACAGUGUAGUAGAGUAUUACAUUAUUAUUCAUAUGAUCUUUUUUGUAUAAUAUUAGUCUUUCAGACAAAACACUGGUUACACCACUUGACCAUAACGUCUGCAGCAAUAGGACAAGAGAUCGAAACAGAAAAUAGCCAUCAAGAUGCCAAAGCAAGGAAAGCCAGAUUCAUUCUGGACCGGCGUCAUGAUGCUGUUUGCCCAGGGGAAAUAUAAAUUUUCCACUGGCCAGAGACCCGGGAGCAGACGUUGGAAGGCAGUGUUAGAGAGGAUAAAGAAUUGUCCGCUGACCCCUGCAUAUGGCCUAACGGUCAGAAAAAAAGAUAUUUUUGGGAAAAAUAUUCCCUGCAAAUGUGGCUACCAUGAUUCAGGACAGCACACAGGGACCGCAGCAGGUCCGCAGCAGACAGGGACCGCAGCAGGUCCACAGCAGACAGGGACCGCAGCAGGUCCACAGCAGACAGGGACCGCAGCAGGUCCACAGCAGACAGGGACCGCAGCAGGUCCACAGCAGACAGGGACCGCAGCAGGUCCACAGCAGACAGGGACCAGUGGUAAUACAAUGACAUGCUCCCUUUGUGCUCAGGAAGUGCUCUCUGACCAGUUUACACAGCAUCUGUCAGACUUCCAUGUCCAGGAGGAGUGUGAGCACUGUGGCACAAAGGCCAUGGGUGCUGUCAGGUUAUCAGAGCACCUUGAGAAGUGUCAUGUCUUAACCUCACCUUCAGCCCAUCCCUCCACUACCCCAGCCCAAGAGAUGACACCGACACCAAUCGUCUCUCCCCGAGAUGCUCCAGCUACAGUCUGCCUCACAGCCCAGGAGACGACACCAACCAUCUGUCUCCAAGUUGCUCCUGCUCCUACCCCUCCAACCCUAUCUGAGAUGGCACCAGCGACUCAGAGUGGCACACCACUUCCAUCUUCUCCUGCUUCUGCUCCUCCUCCAGCAGCACCAGGACUACCAGUCCCUCUGCGCUUUCCAGAGGUAAGCCGGGCCAGGUUUUUACCAAAGCCAUUCCUCCGGGUCAUCAAGCCAGGUGAUUUGGAGUGGAUUGCCCACAUUCUCUAUGACGCAAGAGGGCAGCUGAAACAGAAUGUCAGGGAAAAUUGGCACCACCCCCCAAGCCCAAUCAGAUCUGUGGCACCUCCAAACCCACAUGAUUACUUUCGUCAGAGGAUGUUCCUGUGGGCACCAAUGCGCAUGUGGGGCAUACCUUUGAAAUGUAAUCAGUGCAACCGAAAGAUGCACCACUCUGGCAUUUACACCAAGGUCAGAGAGGUCAUUGAUGUGGACAGCAAGUACUAUUUAAUAGGGGGAGAUUACCCAAGGUGCAGCCAGUGCAAACUACCUGUCUGUCCUUGGAGUAGUGAUAUUUUAAAGCAACUGGACCCCUCUAACCGCAACAAAUUCCCUGCUGUGUUGACUACACAUUUGGCACUGGACAGAAAAUGUGUGACACUUUUGCGUCCUAGAACAGCAGGGAAUAGCUCCAGUUACCUGCAGCAGGCCUUUCAAGAGGCACACAGUGAGGAGUGGGCCAGGAGAUCCUGUGACUAUUUCACAGAUUGUGAAAUUCACAAAAGAUCCUGCCUGAAGCAGUCCCAGGCUGUUUAUUCCCCGCCACCACCCUUCAUUCCCUUGCCCCUGGCCCAGUGGUUUGAGACAGUGCAUGCCAACGAUGUUGUCGGCCACCUUGAUGAACUCAAAGGUGUCAUCACUUCAACGUUUGGCAGAAUUCUGAAGCUCGAUUCCACUAAGAAGGUGACCAAAAAACUGGCUGGUGGUAUUGAGAACACGGCAACAUGGAUGACCAAUGUUGGGAACGAGUAUGGUCAGGUCCUCAACUCUGUCCUCACAACCGGCGAGGGGGCUGGACUGGAUGACCUGUGCCAAGGGAUCGUCCAACGGUACAGGGAUGCUGGUGAGCCACAGCCAGCCGCCAUCUAUGUGGAUAGAGACUGUUGCAGUGACAGAGGGGUGAGCCCAGUUCUCCAUUGGUUUCGGCCAUGGACGUCCACUGUGCGGUUGGAUGUGUUCCACUUUAUGAGGCGAUUCACCAAAGGUCUCAUCACGGAACACCAUCCACUCUAUGGUACGUUCUGCUCCAAAUUGUCGAGCUGCAUUUUUGAGUGGGAUUACCAGGACAUCAGUAAUCUGAAGGAGGCGAAGCGGUCAGAGCUGAGGCAAAAGCAUCAGGGCUAUGAGCCAACAGAUGCCCAGGUGUUGGCGAGCAUCAGCCCUAAAGAACUAGCCAAGCACUGCCGCAGGAAAACCCGGGGAGUGGAGGAGACCCGUGCCCUCAUCAAAAGUCUCCUUGACUCCAUGUGGAACCUUGUGGACGGCACUGGGCUACACCUUAUUAACCACGAGCGCAUGUCUGAAGUGUGGAAGGUACAGCAAAAACACCUUGCCUGCAUCCAGGAUCCACCAGGAGUGCAGCUUUAUACUAACAUUGGGUCAGGGCUGGAGAAAGGAGACAAGACACUGGAUGUUCUAAGAUGCGCCAGAGGGUCCUCCUCUUUGGAAAGCUUUCAUAAGCACCAGUGUGCUUUCAUUCCAGGGUGGAGAUGCAAUGCAUUGCACACUCAGAUGUACAUGCUUGAGGGUGUGUCAAGGUGGAAUUUAAACCGGUCAGCACAAGCACUUUCAAUGACUGAGACAUCCAGGACAAAGCUGUAUGACAUUCGUUUGAUGUCCAAUGUAAAUGCGCUCAGCAACAAAGUCUUGGGAAAACCUCUUCUUCCAGAGUUUAUCCCCCCUGGGAAACCUACAGGAGAGCGAAUUGCUGUUGAAUAUCUUCUGGCACAAUCCAACAGAGGAGAUCUUCUGAGCCAGCAGACUGGUAAUGCUGACAUCCUGCCUGAGAUCUUGGAUGAAGACCUUGAGGAUGAAUGUCCUGAUGUGACCGUACCACAGGCUCAUGACCUCACAUUGCAGGUAAUAUUAUGUCAACAGUAUAUCUGGGGUCUGUUCUUCAUACGUGGAUUAAUCAGUCAGCUGGAUUUGAUUGUUGUCGAUUUGUCUUGAUCUUGAAUUAUUUAGUUCUUCGAAACUCAUCCUAGA
This is a messenger RNA of Misgurnus anguillicaudatus (oriental weatherfish), 3145 nucleotides long. Lineage: Eukaryota; Metazoa; Chordata; Actinopteri; Cypriniformes; Cobitidae. The record is from RefSeq and is a predicted model, not a curated record.